UCUUGCUCUCUCUCCCUCUCUCUGGUGUGGUGGAGCAGCCAACCUCGUGCCUUGUUCUUUGUCAUCCUCCUUUCUCUUUGUGUUGGAUUAGGAGCCUGUAGUGUGGUGGUGUGACAGACAGUCGGUGAGCCUGGCAGGUUAAGAGUUAAAGACAAUCUGCCCGGCUGCUGAGGAGAGAGGGGGGCCGUGUUGGUUAUUUUAGUAUCGCACCACAGAAUUGGAGGGCCAGACGGGUGCAGGAGGGCUCAGAGUGACUGGGACAGUCAGUUAUACAGCUGGUACUGGACUGGGAUACAAUUGGGUUAUACUGGGAAAUAACUAAUAAUACUCGUCUGCUGUACUGGGAGAGAAGUCUGGACUAUAUUAUUGACAGAGUGCUGCUACUGUGUGAAUGGAUUAGACAAGGACUAAGACUGGACUAUAUUUAAACUGGACUAGAUUAGACUGGACUGGACUCAGGCAUAACUCUUUAACUGCGAGACUCGCUAAUACUGGUGAGCUUUACUGAGCUGGGCUGGACUGGCACAACGCUCUGCUACUGGAACUGCACGUCUACUGGAACAGUAGACCAGGCUAGAGAGUGGGGUCUGGAUACUGGUAGACAGAAUAAAGGGUUACUAGGAGACAGCUGCUUCUGGACCGGUGUUAUACUGGGAACAGUGGGAGGACUGGGAGAGACAAACUCACUCAGUGCCUCAUGAUCUGAGUCCCAAGGAGAAACAGGAGUUGGAGAGCAUACGCCGCAGGAAACAAGAACUACUGCAGGACAUACAGAGGCUGAAGGAUGAGAUAGAAGAGGUGACGAAUGAAAUUGACAACCUGGGCAUUACCAAAGAGAGAAAAAGCAUGCAGAGAAACAAGCAGGUGUCCAUGGGCCGUAAGAAGUUCAACAUGGACCCCAAGAAGGGGAUCCGGUUUUUGAUUGACAGCGGUCUGCUGAAGAACACCAGCAAUGACAUCGCCCAGUUUCUCUAUAAAGGGGAGGGGCUUAACAAGACCGCCAUCGGAGACUAUCUGGGGGAGAGAAAUGACUUCAAUCUUGAGGUUCUACAUGCCUUCGUGGAGCUGCAUGAAUUCACAGACCUCAACCUGGUCCAGGCCCUCAGGCAGUUCCUUUGGAGUUUCCGGUUGCCAGGCGAAGCUCAGAAGAUCGACAGGAUGAUGGAGGCAUUUGCCCAGAGAUACUGUCACUGUAACCCUGGGGUCUUCCAGCACAGCGAUACGUGUUAUGUGUUGUCGUUUGCUGUGAUCAUGCUGAACACCAGUCUCCAUAACCCCAAUGUGAAGGACAAACCCUCCCACCAGAGAUUCAACGCCAUGAACAGAGGAAUCAACGAUGGAGGUGACCUGCCUGAGGACCUACUCAGGAACCUGUAUGAGGGUAUAAAGAACGAGCCCUUUAAAAUUCCAGAGGAUGAUGGGAAUGACCUCACACACACUUUCUUCAACCCUGACCGGGAGGGCUGGCUACUCAAAAGAGGAGGAGGGCGUGUGAAGACAUGGAAGAGACGAUGGUUCAUUCUCACAGACAACUGCCUGUACUACUUUGAGUACACUACUGAUAAGGAGCCUAGGGGUAUCAUCCCUCUGGAGAAUCUGAGUAUUAGAGAGGUGGACGACUCCAAGAAACCAAACUGUUUUGAGCUGUUCAUCCCUGACCACAGGGAUCAGGUGAUCAAGGCAUGUAAGACCGAGGCGGACGGACGUGUUGUCGAGGGCAACCACACUUUCUAUCGAAUCUCCGCCCCCACAGCCGAGGAAAAGGAGGAGUGGAUCACCAGCAUAAAAAAUGCCAUCAGCAGGGACCCCUUCUACGAGAUGCUGGCAGCCCGGAAGAAGAAGGUGUCUGCCCUGACAAGUCUGUAGAAAAGACCCAGGCUCCAGCACUUCAGCAGGAGGAGCAGUCCUCACUCUAUUCUACAGCCCAGUGUUUGUGCCCAUGGACCUGAACUAAAGGACCUAUGGAACUGUAUACACAAGAAAGCAGACGAUCCCCAAAGCCUGUUGGAAGUCUAGGUGGACGGGGUCAUCAUAUUGAUUUUGUUUUCAUCAGAUUCAUAAACACUGGAGGGGAAGGAUUAUGAAGGGGCACAGGGUUGGGACAGGAAUGCAGAGAGGAUUAAUGUCCUUUUUCAGCGCCCUCUUCAGGAAGUUACAUAAUGCAAUAUUAUGCUUUGAUAAAAAUUAACAGAGAAAGGCAACAUUAACCUAUUUUUACACAAACCUCUUUUUCUGAGGGUUCUUGUCAUAGUGCUGUUGUAACUACAGAACAUUUCUUUCUGAAUGGUUCUCAUAACAAACCACCACUGUUUCUCCUCUCUCUCUGUCUCUCUGUAUGUCUCUGUAUGUCUGUGUGUUUCUCUCGCUGUCUCUCUCUCUCCGUCUCUCUGUAUGUCUCUGUGUGUGUUUGUCUCACUGUCUCUCUCUCUCUGUCUCUGCUUCUCUCUUUCUUUGGUUCCAUGUUUGUUUAAAUGUGUCCAGGUAAUUGAUAGGAAUUGCCAGUGUCUGACCUCACGAUGCAAUAUCACGCUACUUAGGUGCCGAUGCGAUUCUCACGAUUCUAUAUGUAUUGAGAUUCGAUACUGCAAUUCGAUAUAAUAUUCCAAACAUAUUUCUCAGGAUAUGUCUGCUUCAGAGGGACAAGAGAGCCAUGAGAUAACGAGUUUUGAUCAGUCAUGGAAAUGAAAGUGCUGAAAACAAAUUGGCUCCCCAUUUCAAAAUAAGAUGGAGAACAAGCUAUAAAGGAGUUUUGGUGCAGAUUAAGCCAACUAGCGCAACAGUAAUAUUGCCAUAUUGUCAAAACGAUAUGAUACAUCAUCAAAAAUAAUAUCCCGAUAUGUAACCGUACCGAUUUUAUUGGGGCGGCAGGGUAGCCUAGUGGUUAGAGCGUUGGACUAGUAACUGGAAGGUUGCAAGUUCAAACCCCCGAGCUGACAAGGUACAAAUCUGUCCUUCUGCCCCUGAACAGGCAGUUAACCCAUUGUUCCUAGGCCGUCAUUGAAAAUAAGAAUUUGUUCUUAACUGACUUGUCUAGUAAAAUAAAGGUAAAAUAAAAAAUAAAAAAUUGACACAUCACUAGUAAUUGGGCUGUCAGUGAGCCAGGGUUUGAGAUAUGGGAGCUGAGUAAUUGGGCUGUCAGUUUCGGGUUGAACUAUUCAGUCUUUUAUUCUGAUAUUGUGACAAUUAAAAGUACUUUUGUAGAAGCAGCAAUAUGUUUGCAGAGAAAGGAUUUGUUGAAUAAAUAAAAGACAUAAGGUCUAAGACCUUAUUACAGUGUUAUACAGUUGUGUGCUGUCUGUUACAAAUGUGUUAUAAGAUGCAUUUCUGUCAUAUCAAUGUGCUCUUUGGAGGGCUGUGAUUUUAGUUUUUAUAAUGGCAAAUCAAUUAAUCGACAAUGGUUUUGUUCUCAAUGUACUGAUUAUGAAAUGCAAGUCAAGCUUGAAUUAUAAGUUUAUUUACCUAUAAUGCACAUCAUUUAUUGUUUGUUUUGUAUCAUAAAGGUUUGUGCUGUUUAUACCCCUAUGCCAUCAUGUGUUUGUUCAUUUGAUUUCAGAUUCCCAAAAAUAAAUGUCCAAUGCUAGUCUCA
Messenger RNA from Oncorhynchus kisutch (coho salmon), 3586 nucleotides. Its product is annotated as cytohesin-1-like. Lineage: Eukaryota; Metazoa; Chordata; Actinopteri; Salmoniformes; Salmonidae. Gene Ontology annotation, biological process: regulation of ARF protein signal transduction. The record is from RefSeq and is a predicted model, not a curated record. The transcript has 13 exons. Bases 847 to 1866 code for a protein of 339 amino acids. Gene Ontology annotation, molecular function: guanyl-nucleotide exchange factor activity.